UAUUUUUAAUUUAUUAGUGUUUCAAAGUCAAGCUUAGGAUAAAUCCUUGUUGACAAGUGUUUAUGUAAACUAUUUACUAGGCAUUACUCUAUUGACAUCAAUAUCUCUUCAAUUGGACCAAAGAUAAACUAAACUUCCAGAUAUUUGUUCACUUCACUCUCUCAGUGGUUGCCACAAACAAUGGUGGAGGAGGACAAGGUAGUUUUGUUGGGCUCUGGGUUCAGUAUGUUUGGGAUGAGAGCUAAGAUAGCUUUGGCAGAGAAAGGAAUCAGAUAUGAAUACAUGGAAGAGGAUCUUACCAACAAGAGCCCCUUGCUUCAAGAAAUGAACCCAAUUCACAAGAAAAUUCCAGUUCUCAUACAUCAAGGGAAACCAAUCUGUGAGUCCCUUAUAAUUGUUGAGUAUAUUGAUAUGGUUUGGCAACACAAUUCUCCCUUGCUUCCCUCUGAUCCCUAUCAUAGAUCUCAAGCCAGGUUCUGGGCUGAUUUUGUAGAUCAGAAGGUGUAUCAUGCUUCUAGGAGGGUAUGGAUUUCAGAGGGACAUGAGCAAGAAGUGGCAAAGAAGGACUUCAUAGAUAGCUUAAAGCAAUUGGAAGGGUUUCUUGGAGACAAGCCUUAUUUUGGAGGUGACACAUUAGGGUUUGUUGAUGUUGCUCUCAUACCUUUUUAUUGCUGGUUUUAUACUUAUGAGACCUUUGGCAACUUCAAAGUGGAGGCAGCGUGUCCAAAGCUUAUCUCCUGGGCCAAGAGAUGCAUGAAGAAGGAAAGUGUAUCUGAAACUCUUGCAGAUGGGAAGGAGGUUUAUGAGUCUGUGUUGGAUUAUAAGAAGAAAUUUAUAUUGAACUAAGGUUACACUGUAAAGUGUUAGGCUAAUUAUUUUUCUGUUAGCUAUUGUAAUUACAAUAAAGUCUCACAGUUUGUUAGCAAAUUUCAUAUUGGUUGUACUUGUAAGCUUAUAAAUAGGCAUUCUCAUUUAUGAAAUACUGCUUUAUUUCUUCAA
Cajanus cajan (pigeon pea) is the source of this 999-nucleotide messenger RNA. RefSeq names its product putative glutathione S-transferase. Gene Ontology annotation, biological process: glutathione metabolic process. The record is from RefSeq and is a predicted model, not a curated record. Gene Ontology annotation, molecular function: glutathione transferase activity. NCBI's taxonomy places the organism in Eukaryota, Viridiplantae, Streptophyta, Magnoliopsida, Fabales, Fabaceae. Gene Ontology annotation, cellular component: cytoplasm.